Fonsecaea multimorphosa CBS 102226 is the source of this 702-nucleotide messenger RNA. RefSeq lists its product as uncharacterized. The transcript has a single exon. The coding region runs from base 1 to 702 and encodes 233 amino acids. The record is from RefSeq and is a predicted model, not a curated record. NCBI's taxonomy places the organism in Eukaryota, Fungi, Ascomycota, Eurotiomycetes, Chaetothyriales, Herpotrichiellaceae.
AUGUGGCCCUUCAAAUCCCCCCAAAACGACGACAAAGGCGAUCUCCACGUCCUCUCCGAGGGAGAGCCUGCACUGCCUAGUACACUGCUGAAGUCAGAGCCCACGAUGGAAACAAAGGAGGAGGAUGCAUUGGUCAGAUUUACGGGAUGGCCAAACGAACGACUGUCGAUUCCAUUGGUUCUACGCGCUCCUACCUUAAUGUUGGCAUCCUUUGCUUGCGGCUUCAGUCUCGGAGCUUCUCAAGGCGCCACAAAGGGCGCAUAUCGAUAUAGAGCUGAAAACGCGCACCGGCUCCCGACAACCCAGACCGGAUGGUUUCUCUACCAGAAGUCCAAAAACUACCAUGCGAUGCUCGGCGGAAUCAAGGAAGGUGUUCGAUUCGGGUCCAUAUGUACAGGCUGGGCAACGAUGUUUAUGGUCACAGAAGAGAUGGUUGAUCUUUCCAGAGCUCGUCUUUUCGCACGAGGGGAUGACGAUCUAGCGACUGGGCAAAGAGACUUUGGAAGUACAGUCAUCGCUGGGAUGACUCUGGCCGGCGUCUACAGCUGGAAACGAGGGCUUGAUCAUUUUGCUGCUGCUCGAACUGCAAGGAGUGCGCUGAGACUAUCCCUGGCCUACGGUUUGGUGCAAGAUCUAGCAGCAUCAAUUAGAGGAAACCCACCGGCAUAUAUCUCGUGGCUGAGGAGAAAGUUUUCGGGGUGA